This is a messenger RNA of Mus musculus (house mouse), 1114 nucleotides long. RefSeq names its product THAP domain containing, apoptosis associated protein 3 (gene Thap3). NCBI's taxonomy places the organism in Eukaryota, Metazoa, Chordata, Mammalia, Rodentia, Muridae. Bases 31 to 687 code for a protein of 218 amino acids. Gene Ontology annotation, biological process: positive regulation of transcription by RNA polymerase II. The record is from RefSeq and is marked validated. The transcript has 4 exons.
UUUUUUAGGGGCAGUGGGCCCAUCUCCGAGAUGCCGAAGUCUUGCGCGGCCCGGCAAUGCUGCAACCGCUACAGCAGCCGCAGGAAGCAGCUCACCUUCCACCGGUUCCCCUUCAGCCGCCCGGAGCUGUUGAGGGAGUGGGUGCUCAACAUCGGCCGGGCUGACUUCAAGCCUAAGCAGCACACAGUCAUCUGCUCGGAACACUUCAGACCCGAGUGCUUCAGCGCCUUUGGGAACCGCAAGAACCUGAAACACAAUGCUGUGCCCACGGUGUUCGCUUUUCAGAACCCCACAGAGGUCUGCCCUGAGGUGGGGGCUGGUGGGGACAGCUCAGGGAGGAACAUGGACACCACACUGGAAGAACUUCAGCCUCCAACCCCGGAAGGCCCCGUGCAGCAGGUCUUACCAGAUCGAGAAGCAAUGGAGGCCACGGAGGCCGCUGGCCUGCCUGCCAGCCCUCUGGGGUUGAAGAGGCCCCUUCCGGGACAGCCGUCUGAUCACAGCUAUGCCCUUUCGGACUUGGAUACCCUCAAAAAAAAACUCUUUCUCACACUGAAGGAAAACAAGAGGCUUCGGAAGCGGCUGAAAGCCCAGAGGCUGCUGUUGCGGAGGACAUGUGGCCGCCUGAGAGCCUACAGAGAGGGACAGCCGGGACCUCGGGCCAGACGGCCGGCACAGGGAAGCUGAGCCUGAGCAAGCUCUGGGAUGUGGGGGUGGUGGCAACACCUUAGCAGGAAGUGGUGUUCUGGCCUGCUAUGGGCGUUUCUACCCGCUGCUGAUGCUGCAGGUGCCUUGAGAGUGGGAUGGGAUGCUGCGACAGGCAGUUGUCGGGUGGGGGCCCAAGUACUGCGGAGGCACCGUCCCAGGUUUCUUGGGCUGAGGCUGUCAGCUGUGGGGAAGCAGCAGUGACCAAAUGUGAGCCGUCACAACCCCCUCAAGAGAUGCUCCCAGAGGGAGAGCUGGUCAUUCUUACAGCCGGUGGGGUCCUUACUGUCUCCCCAUAGGAGCCAUUCUGAUGGCAGGCAGGGCAAGGGUCCCCGUCAGCCUGUAUUUCUGAGUGACUCUUUUUCUGCCUGGUUCGUGUAGAUGUGGAAUAAAUCUUUUGAAGUCUCCA